Cantharellus anzutake is the source of this 882-nucleotide messenger RNA. RefSeq lists its product as uncharacterized. The transcript has 4 exons. NCBI's taxonomy places the organism in Eukaryota, Fungi, Basidiomycota, Agaricomycetes, Cantharellales, Hydnaceae. The record is from RefSeq and is a predicted model, not a curated record. The coding region runs from base 144 to 695 and encodes 183 amino acids.
GAUUUUGAAACAAAUGUAUAUAUAACGCUUCAAUACAAUGGUUGGUCAUCGCCGUGCCGUGCCCCAGGGUGAGAUGUUCAUCCUUGCGUGCCUCAUUGGGCUCAUUCCUUUGCUGUCACGGGUUGUACCUGACAUUCAUCUGCAUGGUUAAUCGGGAGAAUCUCCUGUUUGGAUACCGCACUAAAUUCAUUUCGAUACGCAACGAAAGACGCUUGUACUCCUCCAACUAUUGUUUGGCCAGCAUCAGGACCAUGGCACAAACUAACGUAAGGCCGAGGGAAAUAUAUCACAGUCAGGCAGUAUACGUCGGCCGAAACCGGCUGCUUGAAAGACCAACUAGAGCUGAGAUGCUACUUUGGGGGAAACCCUCUUUGAAGUGCCAUUGGUGGGCGUUCGCAGCUCCGUUACCUGGGUAUCCACGAAGAUUUGACGUGCGAAAAGCAAAAACAUAUCCAGUGCACCUCCCCAGGUAUCGGCAUCGUUUCUGUCAUGAUUUACGAACUCGUUGUCGGCCUCGUGCCACUUCAAUUCAUCUUCCUGUGGGGAGCGCGCUUGGGUGCCAGUCGGUCAUGGGAGCCCCUGCCAGCGCAGGAAUAACUGAUGGGAUGCCCACCACGUCUUUCUGCUAUUGCCAUAGCUAUCACAGGUGCAAACAAGAAUCGUACAAAUGCUCACUUGGGGCGGCUGGUUGUUAGCGGUCAUGCAUGCUCAUGCUGGGGGGGCGACAAGGGAGCGGGCGGUCACCGAUGUCAUCGCCCCAAUUUGAGUGCUCCCUCCCAAACCAUUCCUCGACAAACCAAUAAACCGUGAAAAUGGGGACACACCUGUCGAAAAUCACGGUAGCCGAAAUCGCCAAGAUCUUUGCAUCACAUCCGAAUGCUC